AUAUUGAGGCCCAAUUAAGUGGCUCUUGUCACUAUUUUAGUGAGCAUGAGGUGGAUUGGUUUAAUGCCUUAAUCUCGUGUCAGUUAAUGAAACUUUGCCUGGCUGAUCUGAGAACGAAAACCGCUUUUGAUAUGGUAGAGCAGGAAUUACUACCAAAUGAAACAAAAAAUAAGGAUUAUUGGAUUGGAUUGAAUGGUUACGAGAAGUAUAGAUAUACCUAUAUUUCCGAUCAUUCAGCAUUGGAAUAUAUGCCACCGAACACCUCAUUAUCGCUCAGAAAACCCUGUGGUUAUAUAAAAAAAAAUGGAAAAUCCGAAACCGGCUCAUACACAUUGGCAACUGAUAAUUGCGGCAUGAAGAAACGAUUCAUAUGCUCCCAAGCCAGAAGGUGCAAUGGCAAUCCCACUGGCAGUUCGUUUAUUCCGGGUUGGAAAACGGAUCCUUGCAUUAUAGAAGAUGACAUUUUGGAUUUGCUUGGUCUCAAAGGGUUGGUACCAAAAUCUAAUAAAAUUCACAAGGGAUAAAAAUGUUAGCAUAAAUAAAGGAAGGUAUUAAUAUCGAGGGCA
Molecule: messenger RNA, 566 nt
Organism: Scaptodrosophila lebanonensis
Lineage: Eukaryota; Metazoa; Arthropoda; Insecta; Diptera; Drosophilidae
Exons: 2
Coding region: 87-524 (145 amino acids)
Source: RefSeq, a predicted model, not a curated record